GCUGUGUCUUUCGUUGCAAACCCAGUGGCCUCCAUUCUACAAAGCAUACAGAAUGUACAUCUAUGAACAGCCUAAGUCGCUCCACCAACUACCAGAAGAUAGACUGUAGUCCUGAUAAUAUGAUUUACAUAGCUCAACAAAACAUGAGAUACGCAGGAGGUAUAGUCAAUCCGUUUUCAACUAACAAAAUUGAAUGCCAAAAGCAUGGAGACCCAACGGAAUGUUUUCGUUCAAUUCCUGCUGAUUUUGAUGUAGAUUUUACCUCAUAUUUCAAUAUAUCUCAAAAGUGUAAUGGCAUGAGGAUGUGCAUCCUUACUUUUAGCGACUACUACAAUUCAGUAAGAAAAUUUCUGGAUUCAUGUGAACUCGGGGGAAGGUACGAUUUUGAACAAGUUCGCAAUAUGGCAAACUAUGAAUGUUUAGCAACUGAAACUGUUUUUCACGUCAGAAGCAAUAUCACAGUCAUUAGACAAGGGACUGUAUAUCUAACAGUGAGUACAAACACAGGGUGUCAUGUCACAGGAAAGAUUAACGCAUCACGAAUCUUGGAGCAGACCCACGUAGAACUAAGGAUCAGUCAUGACAGCAACCAGAUAUGCACAGAAUGGAGUGGGGCAUUUUAUUACAAUAAGGAAUUUUCCUGCAUAAAAGGACUAGAUGAUGUUUUAAUUUACGUGGAUGUCAAGAAAACCAAUGCAUCAACAAGUCUAUGGAUUGAAAUAAAAGGGGAUCAUCUGCAAAUAGACUGUAGAGAAGAAUAUUUUUCUGACAUGCCUUUGGUGCCAGAGGAAUCUAGCAGGAAUCUCGUCUUUAUUCUUGGAGGAGUGGGGAUUGCACUGAUAGCUGGAGCUAUUUGUGUUUUCGUGGUCGUCAAAAUGAAAUUCUGUAGAAGACCUGAUUUCAAUAAACAUAAUAUAAAUGAGAAAGUCAGACCUACGAGCACAUUUAAUCAUCAGGAUGGCGUACAGAAAAAUUCACGUAUGAAUAAAGACUCUGCAAAUCAAAUCAAGGGUUUUAAGUCAAAUCGUGAAAUCUCAAACACUGAUAAGACAGAGACCUUACUUCCGGUACAGGAUGGGGAUUAUUCCUUAAUCAGGGCUCCAAAUUUUGAAGAACAAAAUGACAAAGUGAAAGGUGGCAACACAGUCACAACAGACACACCCUCUCAGGUGCAGGAUGGGAUUUAUUCCUUAAGCAAAGCUUCAGAUUUUGACGGAGAAAAGGACAGUGUUAAAGAUGGGAAAAUCGAUAUGACAGAAACCUCACUUCCGGUACAGGAUGGGAUGUAUUCCUUAAUCAGUGCUUCAGAUUUUGGAGAAAAAAGUGACAUCAUGAAAGAUGACAAAUUUUCCGACCAAGAAAAUAAAGAAAAGAUAACAAAACUAAAUGACAGUGGCAACCCAGAUACAAAUCAGAUUAUAGGAGAGGUGACGGGGGAUGUUUAUGCCUCUGUGUGUAAAAGAGACAAUCUGGAAGACAGUCGAAUUGCUGGUCCAAAAGGAGACAUCUACACGACUGUUUCCAUGCCAUCAAAAACAAAAUGAACUUCUUGAAAUUUAAUUAUAAAAUUAUACUUUUAAUCCAAAUUGAAUGGUAUCUGUGUUUACCAAUAUCCAUGUUUACUUGAAGGAUUUAUGUCCCUUUUAAAAAAGUGCAACGAUCUUACAUACACUAAAGGUUUACAUUCAGACAAGUUCUUUUCAUGUAUACAAAACACUUGUACAUUGCUUGGGGUCUAAAAAAUGUCAAUUGUGUUAUAUUGUAAAAAUCCAUUUAUUGUA
This is a messenger RNA of Saccostrea cuccullata (small rock oyster), 1781 nucleotides long. RefSeq lists its product as uncharacterized. The record is from RefSeq and is a predicted model, not a curated record. Bases 63 to 1544 code for a protein of 493 amino acids. NCBI's taxonomy places the organism in Eukaryota, Metazoa, Mollusca, Bivalvia, Ostreida, Ostreidae. The transcript is spliced from 5 exons.